Messenger RNA from Trypanosoma theileri, 360 nucleotides. RefSeq names its product UDP-Gal or UDP-GlcNAc-dependent glycosyltransferase. Lineage: Eukaryota; Euglenozoa; Kinetoplastea; Trypanosomatida; Trypanosomatidae. The annotation marks the transcript as partial. The transcript has a single exon. The record is from RefSeq and is a predicted model, not a curated record.
AGGGAUUUGCUAGAGCAGUUCGUGUCGUACACACCUCUGCAGCGCUUGGUAUACACGCCGUACAGCAAAGAGGAGGAGGCGAGGUUUUUCUCGCUUAAUAUGCAUCAUGAGGACAUGAUGGUGGGGUAUGUGCUGCACAAAGUAAUGGGCAAUAAUAUUACCUUUGUACGUGAACCGCCCUGUCGGUUUCAUGACCUUUACCGAGGAUACCACAGCCGAAACGUGACUUGGAGUUCCGUUAUGAUGCACCAUACCAAAGAGAAGGACUAUGAACUUUUUAUGAAUAUUUUCGGGAACGAUACGGCUCCUCCUGCAAAGGCUUACAAGGUAAUCAAUAAUCGCAUCGAGUUUGAAUGCUAA